Colletes gigas is the source of this 3319-nucleotide messenger RNA. It is a transcript of the gene Top3alpha, whose product is annotated as DNA topoisomerase 3-alpha. Gene Ontology annotation, biological process: DNA topological change. The coding region runs from base 16 to 3222 and encodes 1068 amino acids. The record is from RefSeq and is a predicted model, not a curated record. Gene Ontology annotation, molecular function: zinc ion binding; DNA topoisomerase type I (single strand cut, ATP-independent) activity; DNA binding. Gene Ontology annotation, cellular component: nucleus; chromosome. The transcript is spliced from 11 exons. NCBI's taxonomy places the organism in Eukaryota, Metazoa, Arthropoda, Insecta, Hymenoptera, Colletidae.
UGUACAUUUUUCAUUAUGUUAAUUAAUUUCACAAAGUUGUUUGAUAUUGUACUAUUAAAUUCGUUUAAAUCAACACAGUAUCGUUUUUUGAAAGAUACACGUAGUUCUAUUAAAGUUAUGAAAAUCCUCAAUGUUGCGGAAAAAAAUGAUGCUGCAAAAAACAUUGCAAGUUAUUUAUCUCGUGGCGCCAGUAGAAGGAAAGAAGGAUUGUCUCCAUAUAAUAAAAUUUAUGAAUUCAGUUGCUAUUUGUGGAAUCAGAAUUGCGAUAUGAUCAUGACUUCGGUCUCUGGUCAUUUGUUAAAUCACGAAUUUGUAGGAUCGUAUCGAAAAUGGCAAGGUUGUCACCCAUUAAGUUUGUUCGACGCACCUGUAGUAAAACUUUGUGCGGAAGAAAAUUAUAUAAAAAUUAAAAAAACUUUAGAAAGAGAAGUGAAAAAAUGCAGUGCAUUAAUUAUUUGGACAGAUUGCGAUCGAGAAGGAGAAAAUAUUGGAUUUGAAAUUAUUCAAGUUUGUCAAGCAGUUAAACCUAAUAUUCAAAUAUAUAGAGCAAAAUUUUCUGAAAUUACACAGGCAUCUAUAGAUAGAGCUCUCCAAAACGUAUGCGAACCAGUCAAAGCAAUUAGCGAUGCUGUCGAUGUACGAAGUGAACUAGAUUUAAGAAUAGGUGCUGCAUUUACGAGGUUUCAAACAAUGAGACUUCAAAAAGUAUUUCCUAGAAAUCUUGCUGAUAUGCUCAUCAGUUAUGGCAGUUGCCAGUUUCCUACACUGGGAUUCGUAGUUGAAAGAUUUUUAGCUAUAGAAAGAUUUAAGUCAGAACCAUAUUGGAAAAUAAAAGUAAUGGAUGUUCGUGAUGAACUGUCUGUGGAAUUUAGGUGGAUGAGAGGAAGGUUAUUUGAAAAAUUACCUUGCGAAGUUUUGCUAGAUACAUGUCUAGAACAGCCUAAUGCCACAGUACAACGUAUCAUAAGUAAACAAAAGAACAAGUGGAGGCCACUGCCAUUGGACACAGUUGAACUGGAAAAACAAGGUUCUCGCAAACUUCAUUUAAAUGCAAAGGAAACUAUGAAAAUUGCUGAGAAAUUAUAUACCCAAGGUCUUAUUAGUUAUCCACGUACAGAAACAAAUAUAUUUCCAAAAGAAUUAAAUCUUGUUCCCUUGGUAAAUCAGCAAGUAAAUAAUUCAGCUUGGGGUAAUUUUGCUCAACGAUUAAUAGAGACAGGAGUGAGUCCUAGACAAGGAAAAAAAAGUGAUCAAGCACAUCCUCCUAUACAUCCGACAAAAUGUGCUGGCAAUUUACAAGGUAAUGAAGCUAAAGUUUAUGAGUUUGUGGUUCGGCACUUUUUGGCGUGUCUUUCAAAAGAUGCAUUAGGACAUGAAACAACGGUAGAGAUUAAUAUAGCCGGUGAAAAGUUUAUUGCUAAUGGGUUACAAAUUAUCGAAAGAAAUUAUUUAGAUGUGUAUAUUUAUGAAAAAUGGAGUGACAAAGGAAUUCACAUGUACCAAGAAGGGCAGGUUUUUAGUCCGACUAGUAUAGAUAUGGUACAAGAGGAAACAUCUCCACCGCGAUUAUUAACCGAAGCAGAUUUAAUUAGUUUGAUGGACAAAUUUGGUAUUGGUACUGAUGCUACGCAUGCAGAACACAUUGACACAAUAAAGUCACGUCAAUACGUUGGUUUGACGGAUGGAAAGUAUUUAAUGCCUGGGAAACUUGGAAUUGGAUUAGUAAUGGGUUAUGACAAUAUGGGAUUUCAAAUGUCAAAACCAAAUUUAAGAGCCGAUUUAGAAAAAGAUCUUAAAUUGAUAUGCGAUCGGCAAAAAGAUCCAAAAGAAGUGUUGCAAACUCAAAUAAAUAAAUAUCGCGACGUGUUUAAAGUAGCACUGGAACGUGCCAAUUUAAUCGAUAAUGCUUUAGCGGAUUAUCUCAAUGAACAACCUAUGGAAGCAGUAGAAGUACAAAUUAAUGUUCCGUCUGAGCAAGUUAUCUUCAAGUGUCCGAAGUGCAAAUUAAAUAUGGUACUCAGAGACAGAAAACAAGGCACAGGAAAAUAUAUUGGUUGUAUGGGGUAUCCAACAUGUAAUAAUGCAGUUUGGUUUCCUCAGACAGUUGAAUCUGUCGAAGUUCUAGAUGAAGUUUGUUCAGAAUGUUCGGGAAAUAUGCAUAAAUUGAAAUUAAAAUUAUCUAGAAACGCUUUCCCAAUGUAUGGUACUUCUUACAUAACCUGCAUAGGUGGUUGUGAUCCUUCAUUCAAUGAAUUACUAAACAUAAGGAAUGAAAGUAUCAGAGUUAUUAAUCGAAGUAAUGAUACUGGUUAUGAUAGUAUGUUUGAUGGAUCAAGAUCAACCGUCCUUUCAAAUCCACGAACAGUAAGAAAUAACGACAUUCGCCAACCUCCGGUUGAAAAUAGGACAAAUUUAUCUAACAAUAACACAUCUGUAGGAGUUGUUCAAAGUCAGAAUAGAGGUCGUAACAACACAAGUAGACCAAGAAAUAACAAUACAAAUACUAAAAAACGAAAGAAUUCUAAAAAUGAUGACACAUGGCUUGAUUCAAGUAAUUAUACUUCUUCAAGCACUAAUGUAAAUUUGCCAAGUACACAACAAAAUGCAGCAUGGGGUGAUAUCAAUAGAGAUGCUGUUAUAGUGUGUAAAUGUCAUGAAAAUGCGAUUGAAUUAACAGUAAAGAAAGAUGGGCCAAAUCAUGGAAGAUUUUUUUACAAAUGUGCCAAACCUCAAGGUGCAGGUUGUGAUUUUUUUCUUUGGGCGUCAGAUAGCGCGCCGGAAACGCAAACUAAUGUCAACAGAAAUUCAAAUCAUACACAAAUUGCAAAUACAAGCAGCUGGCCGAGUACUUCUAAUGCUACUUCUAAUAUACGGGGACAUUUUAAUGCAUCCACAUCAUCGAAUGAUAUUAAAUGUCAUUGUAAUCAAUUAGCAAAAGAGCGGACUGUUCAGAAGGAUGGUCCUAAUAAAGGACGUUUAUUUUAUUCGUGUCCAAAGCCUAUGAACGAGUCUUGUAAAUUCUUUCAGUGGGCAGACGAAGACAAUUCAAAUCAUAAUCAAACGUUCGGAGAAAGAAAUAGCAGCACAUCUAGGGGAAAAGGACACGCGACACGUAAAAAUGUACAAAGAAAGCCUCGGGCUACUGGCGGUAAAAGAAAAUGCGGAAAUUGUGGGAUGGAAGGACAUACAAGAAAAACUUGUCAAGAAAAUGUAAUGGAUUAAUAGAAGGAGAAAAUCGUUGUUCGAAUAUAAUUGAAAAAUUUGAAAAUGGUGAUAGAAACAAUUAUUUUUGGUAUUUUUUUUAUGAUAAAUUAAUAUC